AUGAUUUCAGCAAUAUCCAGUCCGUGGCUGACGCAGCUGUCCCAUUUUUGCGAUGUUGCAGCCUUCACGACCAGCAGCCUAAGCAGCCUCAACGCACCGGGGAGUUACCAUCUCUCUCCGUCCCCCGGGGACCCCUACAGCCAACAUGAAACCCACUUUGAGCCAUGCCCGGCCGCUCAACACAGCUACAACUACUCGGGGUCGAACCCCGCACAGGCCCAGCAGAGCGACACCGGGUCUUCCAACUGUUCCUCGUCGUCCCCCAGUUCCACACCGAACAGCAAGUCUCUGGUGAAAAAGAACCCUAAGGUGGCCAACAUUAACGUUCAGUUGGAGAUGAAAGCUUUAUGGGAUGAAUUUAAUCACCUGGGAACGGAAAUGAUCGUUACUAAGGCUGGAAGGCGAAUGUUUCCAACAUUUCAAGUGAAAAUAUUUGGAAUGGAUCCUAUGGCAGACUACAUGCUGCUAAUGGAUUUCCUACCAGUCGACGACAAACGAUACAGGUAUGCUUUUCACAGCUCCUCGUGGCUGGUGGCGGGUAAAGCUGACCCUGCUACUCCCGGGAGAGUUCACUACCACCCGGACUCUCCCGCCAAGGGCGCACAGUGGAUGAAGCAGAUAGUCUCAUUCGAUAAACUAAAACUCACUAACAAUUUACUGGAUGACAAUGGACAUAUCAUUCUGAACUCAAUGCACAGAUACCAGCCGAGAUUCCACGUCGUCUACGUGGACCCACGCAAAGACAGUGAGAAGUAUGCCGAGGAGAAUUAUAAGACCUUUGUUUUUGAGGAAACACGGUUCACGGCGGUCACAGCGUACCAGAACCACAGGAUAACGCAGCUAAAAAUCGCCAGUAAUCCUUUCGCAAAGGGCUUCAGGGACUGUGAUCCGGAGGACUGGCCCAGGAAUCACAGGCCAGGCUCUCUGCCAAUUAUGAGUGCCUUUGCCAGAACAAGGAAUCCAAUGUCUUCUCCCCCACUUCAGAACGGCUCAGAGAAAGAGGACACUAGGCGGGACUACGACCGGGACCCCAAUGGCACGCCGAUACACGCUGACCCCGCCCACCAGCUGAUGUCACGUGUCCUCAGCCCUGCCCUCCCCGUCCAAGGAGGCCUCCACGCCGCCCCCCUCACCAGUGGCCGGCCAAGCCCUCCCCACGACCUGCGCAUCCCGGACGGCCACCCACUGGCCCAAGACACCCUGCACCACCACCCCUACAAGUACCCCACAUCCUACGAACACUACCUGGGGGCUAAGACCCGGCCGUCGCCCUACCCCUUACCCGGCAUCAGAGGACACACGUACCACCACCACAUGAACCCAGCCACAGCUAACAUGUACUCCACAACUAGUGCCCCCGCUAACUAUGACUACGGUCCCAGAUAAUGACUGUAUAGCUGUAGCCGGCAGCCACGGCCCACACACCUGGGCUUCGGCUACUAGCUAGCUAGUGCUGUGGAAAAGGAAACACGCAGGGGUGGAGGGACAACAACACAACUCUGUCUUCAUGGCUGAUGCAACGUCAGGAGGUUAGAAGGUUGGGAGGUUGUGCGGCACACCCGGUUGCUGGAUACCCCAUUCCCUCAGAGAGACAAAAACUACCGUAUUUAUUUAAGGGAAACGUAUCUUGGCAGGAAGUACAGACUGGCCCUCUGAGACCGAGCAGGGGUCUUUCUUGACCUCUGAACUUUGACAGCAAUAGCUCUACAUGAGGGCACCUUUUUGCCUGCGUGGUAGAGCGGCGCAGACAGUGAGCCAGCUUACAGAGGAAACAGCUUACCAGGGCCUUCUCUUAAAACAUGGAUGACGCAUUAUAUUCGGACUGGAAUUGAUUCUUUUUUUUGUGUUGGAUGCACUUUUUGUUAUUUUUGCUUUCAGAAAAGCCAUAUGUUAUAUAGUCAAUCAAGCUUCCAUAGAUAGACCAGACAUUUGCAUGUUGAGCUCAUUGGAUAGGUGUUGAAACACCUAAUUGUUUUUGAGAAGAAAAAAAUAUUUUUUAACCAUCUUGAGAUGCCGCCCUGAGAAGCUUGCACCAUGGCACUGACUUGCAACAAUUCAAAGUCAAUAAAG
This is a messenger RNA of Salvelinus namaycush (lake trout), 2070 nucleotides long. RefSeq names its product T-box transcription factor TBX1-like. Gene Ontology annotation, cellular component: nucleus. Gene Ontology annotation, molecular function: DNA-binding transcription factor activity, RNA polymerase II-specific; RNA polymerase II cis-regulatory region sequence-specific DNA binding. Lineage: Eukaryota; Metazoa; Chordata; Actinopteri; Salmoniformes; Salmonidae. The transcript is spliced from 7 exons. Gene Ontology annotation, biological process: regulation of transcription by RNA polymerase II; positive regulation of DNA-templated transcription; cell fate specification. The coding region runs from base 1 to 1386 and encodes 461 amino acids. The record is from RefSeq and is a predicted model, not a curated record.